This is a messenger RNA of Hippocampus comes (tiger tail seahorse), 2775 nucleotides long. It is a transcript of the gene etv5a, whose product is annotated as ETS variant transcription factor 5a. NCBI's taxonomy places the organism in Eukaryota, Metazoa, Chordata, Actinopteri, Syngnathiformes, Syngnathidae. Bases 245 to 1840 code for a protein of 531 amino acids. Gene Ontology annotation, molecular function: sequence-specific DNA binding; DNA-binding transcription factor activity, RNA polymerase II-specific. Gene Ontology annotation, cellular component: nucleus. Gene Ontology annotation, biological process: regulation of transcription by RNA polymerase II; cell differentiation. The transcript is spliced from 13 exons. The record is from RefSeq and is a predicted model, not a curated record.
GUGGAUCCAUGAACGAAGAGCUCAGUCAAGUUUUGUUAGUGGAGACAGUUACAUCAAUCCGAGCGUGCGGUAACACCGCUAGCGACACUCGUUCGUCUUUCUUUUCUCUCCAUUUUGUGGACAUAUCCACCGCAUUCCCUUGCUAGAGAGGAACCAGACAAACACAGUCGAGUGACCCACAAAGCACCGUUUCUUCAACACAACCCCCCUUCCCUCCCCAUCCCCAGGAAACCAGAAACUGAACAUGGACGGCUUCUACGACCAGCAGGUCCCGUUCAUGGUCCCGCCCAAUUCUCGUGUCGAGGAGCACAGCAGGGUCUUCAGUGACAGGAAGAGGAAGUUUGUGGACACUGAGCUCGCCCAGGACACAGAAGAACUCUUCCAAGAUCUCAGUCAGCUUCAGGAUAUCUGGAUCGCAGAAGCCCAGGUGCCAGAUGACGAGCAGUUCGUCCCAGACUUCCAGUCGGAUAGCUUGAUGUUUCAUGGACCGCCGGCGACCAAGAUCAAACGCGAGCUGACUCCCUCCAAAGAGCUGUCCCCGUGCCACCAGGACAGGAGUCCCAUUCCCUACGCAGAGAAGUGCCUUUACAGCUACAGUGCCUGCGACAGACAGUCCACUUCUGGCUUCAAACCCUUAACCCCUCCCUCCACGCCAGUGUCUCCGUGUGGGUCCACGAGCGCUGCUGGAGCGAGGCCCCAUAACGAGCCUACACCACCCCCUCGUACCAGUGUAGCCAACCUGAACCCCGGAGCACGGCCGCUACAUGUCCCACAGCAGCAACAGCCCCUCACGCAGAGUGCAGGCCCGCAAAACCAGCCGACGCUCUCGGUCCACAGCCCGCCAUUCGCCGUGCCGUGUGCGCUAAUCGGCCAGGAUGCCAAUAACUUUACACCGGAGCACCGGUUCCAGAGGCAGAUGUCAGAGCCAUCGCUACCUUUUCCCCCAUCAGAGAGUCAAGGGCGACCCCACUUCCUGCCCCAGCUGGCCAAUAUCAACGGUCGGCCGCACGAGGGCCGGCCGCUGUACCACCGGCAACUGUCCGAACCCCUGGUAGCCGUGCCCCCGCAUGGCUUCAAACAAGAACUCAUUGACCCGAGAUACGCCGAGCAGGGCGUUCCCAGCGGAGGCCCGCCGCACCAGGCUGCGUUCCACUCAAUGGCCAUCAAGCAGGAGCCCCGUGAUUUUUGCUUUGAUACCGAGGUGCCCAACUGUCACUCAUCCUUUGGGACGGCGGGGAGCUACUACCAAAAUAACCGCGAAAGCUUCUCCUUCGAGCGAGAUACUCAACUCUACUUUGACGAUACCUGCGUUGUCCCUGAAAGAUUAGAAGGUAAAGUGAAACAGGAGCCCUCCAUCUACCGAGACGGACCCCCAUACCAGCGCCGCGGCUCCCUGCAACUCUGGCAGUUCCUUGUCACUUUGCUCGACGACCCGGCCAACGGACACUUUAUCGCCUGGACAGGUCGAGGAAUGGAGUUCAAGCUCAUUGAGCCUGAGGAGGUGGCUCGCCGCUGGGGCAUCCAGAAGAACAGACCAGCCAUGAACUACGACAAGCUGAGUCGCUCUCUGCGUUACUACUACGAGAAGGGCAUCAUGCAGAAGGUAAAGGUGGCCGGUGAGCGGUACGUGUACAAGUUUGUGUGCGACCCCGAGGCCCUCUUCUCCAUGGCCUUCCCCGACAACCAGAGGCCUAACCUGAAAGCUGACCCGGACAGCCUGCCAGGCCUUGACGAUGACACAGUGCCCCUCACCCACUACGAGGAGAACGCUCCCUACCUAUUGGACAGCGCAGAUCAUUGUGUUGCUGGCUUGCCCUUCCCCGACGGUUGCAGCUACUGAACCACCACACAAGAAUGCAAAAAAAAAAAAAAAACACUCCCCCAAGUCUCUUUACGCUUUCAAAUUCAGAGGUGCACCUGCAGAGUGGCUCGCUAAGGCCGUCGUGGAUCUCCUUGCUUGCUGAUUUAAGGAAAAAAAGUUGAUCUGCCACAAACAAUGGACAAGUGUUAAAGGUGUGACAAACUGGAGUGGGUUGUGAGACCGGUGAACUGAAACUCUAGCUCCUUCCUUUGGAGUGGAAAUAGAUGCAAGGUCUCAAGACCUCCAACUUUUCACAAAGAACCUGGGACGAAAGAGCAGAUUUUGUGAUUUUUUUUUUUUUUUUUGGGGGGGUGACAAUCUGAUUUUCCUAUACAGUACAAUCAAGAGAAAUCGAAAAUGUAACAGGACUAAGUGCAGUACUGUUUGAGAGAUUCCAACUGCUCCUUGUUUUUAUGCUUCUGCACCUGAGUUAAAACAUGAGUGAAAGGGCUGUGAACUGCAUAAAUAGAUUGUCCAACAACCUUUUAUGAUCAUUUCUGUAGAUAUGACUUUUUUUUUUUAUUGCCAUUUUUUUGGACUUUCGAGUAUUACAGGCUAGUUGGUUGGGCUCCUCUCUCGUGUAAAUGUGUUCUUUAGUUGUCAUACCCGUGUAAGAGAUUGUAUCUGCUACCACCCUCUUUGAAGACUGCAAACCUUGGUACAAGUCUGUGCUGUAUUGUUCAAUUUUAGAACUAAUUAGCACUCGUCUAAAAAAAAAAAAAAAAAAAAGGGAUGCAUAUGCAAGAACAUAAUUCUCCCGCAGAGACCUUUUUAUAAAUGGUCGAGUUGCUCUUUUUUGCUUGUUUUGUGUGCGUGUGUGUUUGUUUUUACAUUGCCAUCUCCGCUGUGGUCAACCAACUCCUGAUGUGCGCAUUUGGAGGAAGCAUCGUGGACUGCAUGCGGAGACUAAAAGA